GGCCGUCAGCAGGGGGAGCCGUUCUGCACCUUUUCUCUCCUCAGAAGAAGAGCUCUAACAACUUCCGUGUGUGAAGCGCGCGGCUGGCAACAGCAAACAACUUUACCCUUAGAGUUUAACAAUGAUCUUUACCUGCUAAUUCCACUAUGGAUAACAGCCCAGGAUUGCCACCUGGUGACGACCACAAUAUAGAAAUUCAGGGCUCUGUCACUGUCUGCAGCAUAGAAGUGGAGACUGAGAGCCAGGAGGAAACUGCUUUUAGCGAUGAACAAUUCUAUUGUGAGAGCUGCCAUAAACCGUAUGUGGAUCAAUGUGAGGUCCACGGUCCACCAGUGUUCACCAGUGAUUCCUACACACUCACAGGAGUCCCUCAGAGGGCUCUCCUCACUCUGCCCCAAGGUCUGGUCAUCGGCAGAUCAACGUCUCCUGGAGCAGGGCUAGGGGUUUUUAACCAGGGCCAGGCUCUUCCUGCUGGAAUGCAUUUCGGUCCUUUGGACGGAGAGCAGACCACCAAGGAAAAAGCUCUGGAGAGUGCAUUCUCUUGGGUGAUCUGCCGAGGAGGUGAUCAGUAUGACUACAUUGAUGUAGAGAGGGACACGCAUUCAAAUUGGAUGAGGUAUGUCGUCUGCUCGCAUAGUGAGAAAGAACAGAAUUUAGUGGCGUUUCAACAGAACGGGCGCAUUCUGUUCCGCUGCUGCCGACCCAUACCUCCUGGGCAGGAGCUGAAAGUGUGGUACGCGGAGGAUUACGCCAAAAGCCUCGGGAUCACCUGGGAUAAAAUCUGGGACAGGAAGUGCACACCUCUAGGAAGAACUGAUGAAGAGGCACAGGUCUUCCUCUGUCCUUACUGCCAGUACUCUUUUCCCGCUGCUUUUUAUCUGCACAGACAUAUCAGACGCUCACAUCCAGAAGAAUCCUCACAUUUUUCAGAAACUCAGGUUCUGGAGACAACAGUCUUGAACCUGGAUCAGUGUCUGCUUGCCUCUGAUGCACCACCAUCUUCUUCCCAUUCACAGACAAUUGCAGAAUCUUUCCAGAGCCAUUCUCCAACCCUCGAUGGUCAGACAGAGAAAUCCACUGCAGCUGAACUGUUCCAUGAACACAACAGUAAUUUGAGUGACUCUACAGAGCAGACUGACAGUGGUGCAACAGAGCAGAACAAAUGUGUGGAGUGCAGCAGAACAUUUUUGAGGUCAUACCAUUUAAAAAGACACCAGCGCACAAUCCACUCCAAGGAGAGGCCAUAUUGCUGUAGCCACUGCGGGAGGUGUUUUAGUCAGGCUACAGGGUUGAAAAGACACCAGCAGACCCACCAGGGUAAAAAGAACUUGGGAACAGACUCUCAACCUGCAGAGAAAGAGGGUGUGCCAAUGGCAAUCUAUCCUUGUACUGAGUGUUCGUUCUCUUUCGUGGCAAAGCUCAAUCUUUACAAACAUCUCAAACGGCACCACCAUGAACAGUACCUCAAAGUAGUAGAGAAUCGCUCUAUUAACGCAGAAACGCCAGUGCAGGUUGAAGAAAUCAUAGACAAAAAUGACCCACCGUACGAACCACCAACCAGGAAUAGAAAAUCUGCUCUGAGCCCAAACAAGCGCAAGGGUCUUCUGAAAAAGGGACCUUCUGGUCGACCUCGAGGCCGACCACCUAAAAACAAAACUACUCCAAAGCCUGUUCGGAACAAAGCUCAGGAGCAGAAUCAAAACAUGUCGAUCACAUCUGAACAGGCUACCGCAGAUUUGGAGGGAUCAGCAGAGUCGCAGAAAGCCCAGGAGGUCCAGGAGCUGCCCACAUCUUCCCACAUAUGUGGUGAGUGCCUGAGAACCUUCAGCCACUUGCAUCUUCUGAAAAGCCAUGAAUGCAUUCAGCAGGGCGAUGGCCCCCAUGGCUGCUCUCUCUGCGACCUCUACUUCAACCGCCUCUGCAACCUGCGGCGCCAUGAGCGCAACAUUCAUGCCAAAGAGAAGCCGUACUGCUGCACGCUGUGCCUCAAGUCCUUCACCCAGUUGUCCGGUCUAAAACGUCACCAGGAGAGCCACUCGCGCCUCAGCGCCCAGCGGCAAACUGCGACGCUGGCUGACGCCACCAUCCACGCCUGCAGCCACUGCCCCUUCUCCUUCACUGGCGAGCGCUACCUGCACAAGCACAUCCGGCGCCACCACCCAGAGAUGACCACCAAAUACAUCAGUCUCAGCGAGAGCACUGUGUCCUCCAAGGAGCACAGUUGCUCGCAGUGCUCCAAGACCUUUCGAACAAUUCGAGGUUUUAAGAACCACGCCUGCUUUAGGCAGGGGGACCAGCUGUACCUGUGUCCUGACUGUGGCAAAGCUUUCGGCUGGUACAACAGCCUGAAGCAGCACCAGCGCAUCCACACAGGGGUGAAACCAUACGCCUGCACCCAGUGCCAAAAGAGCUUUGUGCAUGCCGGUCAGCUAAACGUUCACAUGCGCACACACACGGGCGAGAAGCCGUUCCUCUGCGCUGAGUGCGGAGAGAGCUUCAGGCAAUCGGGCGACUUGAGGCGGCACGAGCAGAAGCAUUCAGGGGUGCGGCCGUGUCAGUGCCCCGACUGUGGGAAGAGCUUCAGCCGGCCACAGAGCCUCCGGGCACACCAGCAACUCCACAAGGGCACCAAGCUCUUCCCCUGCACACAAUGUGGGAAAAGCUUUGCCCGCAGGUACCACCUGACCCGCCAUCACCAGAAAAUGCACUCCUGACAAACCUGUGACUGUUCCAGAGGAUACACUCGAUGCCUGUAAAAGCCAGCUGUACUGUUUUUUUUGGAGCUGCUACGCAGACACUGUUACACAAUUCUGAUGUCGAGCUUUGUUGGUGCUGCUUAUGGGCAGGAGUCAAGAGUUCCAUGUAUAACACAGAUGCAUCCAUUUCAUCUGCUCUAUAUUAUUGUUUAAUGUUACUUUCUUAGGACUUUAGACACUUGGUUCAUGUUGGUGGAAAAAAGGUAAUGAGAAUGGAAGGACAUUUAUCGGUAGAACCUAAAUACAUCCCUGUUGUUUUCAGAAACAAAUGCAAUGUUUAAUUUCAUCCACAAUAAAUUAAAUUAAAUGUG
Molecule: messenger RNA, 3067 nt
Organism: Astyanax mexicanus (Mexican tetra)
Lineage: Eukaryota; Metazoa; Chordata; Actinopteri; Characiformes; Acestrorhamphidae
Gene: prdm9
Product: PR domain containing 9
Exons: 6
Coding region: 147-2714 (855 amino acids)
Cellular component (GO): nucleus
Molecular function (GO): histone methyltransferase activity; protein binding
Source: RefSeq, a predicted model, not a curated record